Molecule: messenger RNA, 378 nt
Organism: Charadrius vociferus (killdeer)
Lineage: Eukaryota; Metazoa; Chordata; Aves; Charadriiformes; Charadriidae
Product: activated RNA polymerase II transcriptional coactivator p15-like
Exons: 5
Coding region: 1-378 (125 amino acids)
Biological process (GO): positive regulation of transcription initiation by RNA polymerase II
Cellular component (GO): transcription regulator complex; nucleus
Molecular function (GO): transcription coactivator activity; DNA binding
Source: RefSeq, a predicted model, not a curated record
AUGGCAAGGGAUGCGUUCUCUGAGCGUGAGAGCAGCUCGGAGAGCGGCCCGGAGGAGGAGGAGGAGGGGAAGAAAAGAAAGAAAGAAAUGUCUUCUAAGUCAGAGAAAAGGCUCAAAACGGAGGACAAACCUUUGAAGCUGACAGAAAAACCUCCAGGACAAGGCAGUGAAGAGGAGGGCAUGUUCCAGAUUGGGAAGAUGCGUUAUGUCAGAGUGUCCUGCUUCAAGGGGAAGGUCCUCGUGGACAUCAGGGAGUUCUACACUGACAAGGAGGGCAGCAUGAAACCGGGGAGGAAAGGGAUUGCCCUGUCUGCAGAACAGUGGAACCAGCUAAAGGAGAUCGUUCCUGAUAUCGAUGCUGCAGUCAAGAAAUUAUAA